AGUAAGAGUCUCGAGCAAGCAACACGCACUUUCACCGGCCACCACCAGCUACCUCGUGCAGACAUAAGUGUUCAGUGAUUCAGUGAUAGCAACAGUUCCGGUAACAGAAAAAAGCAUGCAUCACAAGGUAUCCGGCUGGGCGCUGCUCGCCCUCAUCAGCUCGUCCUGCGUCCUGCACACGCUGGCCUACCCCCAGCAGCAUGCGCCCCUUAUAUCACAGGCGACCAGCCACGUCAGGACACAGCACCCACAGUACUACAGCAACUCGCUGGCGCUGCAGCAGGCGCAAGAGGCUCAGGAACGCAAGUUCGCGGAGAAGCCAAACGCGCUGAAGAAAGUCGCCAUCGAUGAUCUCGACGACAUCCAGACCAAUUCCAUAUCAGACAGUGGUUUCUCCUGGUCUAACAUGCUUGGUAAUUCAAAUGUGCUUGGUAUGAUCAUGCAGAUGCUCUUCAGCCCUGGCAACGCCGGCCCCAACAAGAGCGACAACCUCGACACAGACUCAGUGUCCCCCUCCCCCUGGGCAAACCUCCUGUCUAUGGGCCUCAAGAUCCUCACCGCGAUCCUCGGCGGAGGCGCCUCCAACGAUGGCAUCGACAAAGUAGACAACGGAUCUUCGCCCAUGCAGGGUAUUUUGGCUGCGGUUCUGUCGACGGUUCUCGGUGCGAAAGAUCCCGACCAGGUCGCCUCCAUGGCAAAACAGGCUGGAGAGUUCAUCAACAUCGUAGUGAACCUGUUGGACGCCCUCAAGACCUCGUUCUCCCACCGCUCCCUCGCCGCGCGGUCUAUCGGCCGCAAGGACUCCAUCAGUGACGCGUCCAUCGCCGGCAUCGCCAUGCUCAAGACCUACGUCCGGUCCUUCGGGACUGACAACGACAAGUGCCUGCAGAAAUACGUCUGUGACGCCAACAAUGAAUGCUCGACCGACAUCGGACCUAAGAGCGUCUUCUGCCAACUUGGAACGUACGCUGCCAGUUUCGUCCUGGAGAGGCAAUCAGGUGGAAGCUUCGAGGAGUUCUACGAAGCCGGGCGCAGGGGCCGGUCCGGCGUCGACUGUCGCCAAAUAUACCUCCAGUGCAACGAAGUUUAAAUAUCCAGUUCACCUACAUAGCAGUUAAGAGAAUUGGAGACGAAGAGAGAGUAUAAAACUUACACCAAAUUCUUGAGGAACAAUUUAUUUUGAUCGAACUGUAAAAUCGAUACGAGCGCUACUUCAGUUAAAAUUUUGUAAUUCCAAAUUUCCGGGUGAAUAUUGUGUGCCAAAAUAAUGGCUUAUUUAAUAAUCCACCGCACGUUCUUGGCGCAUCGAGCGUAGUGAUCUAUUUAAUAAAUUAUUUAUUUAUUUAACUUAUUCUAGAAGUUUUAAGUAGGUGUUGUAAAGUAUUCAAACAUAUACCCCAAUGGUAAAUGAUCCCGUCCAAGUUUAUGUCUACCUACCUUUUUUAUUGUAUUUUAUUAACAAAUUAAUUGUUGUUAAAAUAUUAUAAUUUAAUUAAAGAAUCAUCCGCCAAAUUUUCAAUUACGACUGAUGUAAAGAUUAAAUUCUGCGUGAUGUAAAUAAUAAAGAUUUACAUUACCUAUUAGUGUAGUAGAGUAUGUAUUUGUGUGUGUGAUUGAGGACGUCCUUGUGUGAUUGAGAUGUAAAAUAAAUUAUUUAAAUAAUAGUA
Molecule: messenger RNA, 1667 nt
Organism: Plutella xylostella (diamondback moth)
Lineage: Eukaryota; Metazoa; Arthropoda; Insecta; Lepidoptera; Plutellidae
Source: RefSeq, a predicted model, not a curated record